AUGGAGCCAUUCCGCAUGUCGCAGCUGCAGCAGGCAGGCAGCUCCCACUUUGGUUCCAAGCGCAGGCGCACUUUCUCCGAAGCAGCCGGCACACCGCACACCAUUCGGCCCAAAACCAAGGCCAAGGCCGUGAGCUGGCUGCGCUCGGCCGAUGCUGCAGACUCAAACCAGUUACCAGACCAGACCAGACAAGACACCGGACCAUGUCUCUACCGCAACUCUGAGGUACAUACUCCUUUGACGCCUCACCAAGCCUGUUCGGAUAGCUUCAAAGGCAACACUCUGCCGCCCAUUUACCGCCUCAUACCCUCCUUGACACCUUCAACCGCGAUGACGCCCCUACAUGCUGACGAACUUCGAACAUUUCUCCGUUGCCCUGCCCUCUCGGUGGCACUGAUCGACCGUCUCCUCCCCCGACCCUCCGACCCCGCCGCGCCAGGCAUCACCCUGGCUGUCGCACGCGACGUCACGGCCAACUCUUUCACCACCGCGCAACGAGGGCCUCGCUACGACCGAACGAAUAAUCCCAUAACCGCCAUCAUGGCGACCGACGUCCACAAAACCGAUGCGAAAGGCGAUGCGAAGAGCGAUAUCAAGGUUCCUGCGCCAGCUCCCAACGCGGGCUUGGUCAGAAAACCAAGCGAUCCUCAUCCGGCUGGUCGCGUCAAACACAGCCUAGUAGUGCAGGUCCUUCGGGGCUUCUCGUUCGGCGUUUACUUUGCUGCUUGUUGCCUUGCCAUCAUCACGACCCAAAUCUUGGGCGUUCCACUAUACUGGGCGAAUCGCGACAUGUUCUACUCCUACAUGGCACUCACGAAGCAGUCCUUUGGCCUGACUAUCACCGCCAUGACCCAUAUUUGGAGCAGUACUACCAUCAGAAUAAGCGGCGAUGCGUCGAUGAACGGGCAGAUCCAGAAGACGGCGGACGGAAGGGUCCAGUUCAACUUUCCAGAGCGUGUGGUGCUCAUCGCGAACCAUCAGAUCUACACCGAUUGGCUCUACCUAUGGUGGGUGGCCUACGCGAACUCUCCGAGCAUGCAUGGCCACAUCUACAUCAUUCUCAAGGAAUCUCUCAAGUACAUCCCCGGAGUUGGCGCCGGCAUGAUGUUCUACGGCUUCAUCUUCAUGUCGCGCAAGAUGUCGACCGACCAGCCGCGACUCGCGCACCGACUUCAGAAGCUGAAGAAGCAACACGUUGGCGCCAACGGGAACAAGUAUCUUGAUCCCAUGUGGCUCUUACUCUUCCCCGAGGGUACGAACUUGUCCACCAAUGGUCGCAGGAAAUCGGCGGCUUGGGCCAAGAAGAACGACCUUAAGGAUCCCGAACACGUCCUGCUGCCCCGGAGCACAGGCACGUUCUUCUGCUUGAACGAGCUGAAAGGUUCGCUUGACUACGUUUACGACUGCACAGUCGCGUACGAAGGAGUUCCCCGUGGCAAGUUUGGCGACCAGUUCUUUACUCUCACUAGCACCUACUUCCAAGGUCGCCCCCCCAAGUCGGUCAACUUCCACUGGCGUCGCUUCCGCCUCGCCGAUAUCCCUCUGGACGACGCCAAAGUUUUUGACACUUGGCUGCGCGAGCGGUGGUACGAGAAGGACGCCAUCAUGGAAGAGUACCUGUCCACGGGACGCUUCCCCGCGAGCCAGGACCUCAAGGGUGGCUUCGUCGAGACGGAGGUCCGCUUGAAGAGCUGGAUCGAACUCGGACAGAUCUUCGUCGUGGUCGGCAUUGCCGGCCUCGUUUUGCGCAUUGUCGCCAACUCUAUCACUAGAUUCGCUUCGGUUCUCUAG
Molecule: messenger RNA, 1791 nt
Organism: Colletotrichum lupini
Lineage: Eukaryota; Fungi; Ascomycota; Sordariomycetes; Glomerellales; Glomerellaceae
Product: acyltransferase
Exons: 11
Coding region: 1-1791 (596 amino acids)
Cellular component (GO): endomembrane system
Molecular function (GO): acyltransferase activity
Source: RefSeq, a predicted model, not a curated record